Molecule: messenger RNA, 5319 nt
Organism: Papilio polytes (common Mormon)
Lineage: Eukaryota; Metazoa; Arthropoda; Insecta; Lepidoptera; Papilionidae
Product: Ig-like and fibronectin type-III domain-containing protein C25G4.10
Exons: 29
Coding region: 285-4691 (1468 amino acids)
Molecular function (GO): protein binding
Source: RefSeq, a predicted model, not a curated record
CUACCUCCCUCACUCAGUCGCUCCGCGUCGUUCCACCGGCGCAGAUCGCGUCGCGUCCGCACUCCGCCACGGCCGAUUCUAUAAUAACACGUCGUGUGUGAUUCGGAUUCCUAAUUCGAAUAUUGAGUGAUUUAAUUUUCUUUUUUUAAUUUCGUCUGUGCAGUGAGCCAGGAUUUUUUCAGCCCGAUCUAAAAGUUGAUUCAACGUAGGCUAUACCUAGAUGUCACAACUGUUUCGUAUGCACCCAUCAAGCUAGCUAAACACAAGGGGGUACAGCAACCCUGAUGCCAAAGAUGAGAGUGGCGACAGCGGCUGCGUGCGUGGCGCUACUCGCUUUCAACUAUGCUGCCCUGGUAGCUGGGGAUGAAGCGAAAGCGGAUUCCGUGGAGAGCGCGAGCGAGUCCACGGGAUCAUCACAAGAGGAGGGCGAGUGGGUACCUAAGGAGGCGUGGAUGCGGGCGCCGGCGGGCGGCGUGGCUGUGCGCAGCGGCGAGGACGCACUGCUGACGUGCGUGGUACUCGGCGCGCGCGGCCGCCCAGUCCUGUGGAAGCGUGCCCGAGAUCUGCAGCUGCUGACUGCGGGGGGCGUUAGAGUUACAAGGGACGACAGGGUGCGAGUGCUGCAUGAUGACUCGGAAGAGCCUAUCAAAGGUCCAGGCAUCAGGAAAGGUGGCGACGUGUGGGCGCUAGUCAUCAAGUCGGUGAAGCCUUCGGACGCUGGACUCUACAUGUGUGAGCUUAACACGGAACCACCUGUCAGAAGUUUCCAUCGACUUACUGUAAUAUCCCGCGGUCUAACACCACCGGAGAAUCAGAAUACAACAGACACGUACUCCGCCAACAUUCCAACGCUAUCGUCACUAGCAUUGGCACACAACUACACGGAGUGCUGCCUGGCCGCCAACGUCAGCACCAGCUGCCUCGGCUUCUGCAGCAUUCAGACCAUCCUCGAAGGCACCGGCCAAGACCCUGAGCUCUGCCAGCCAGACUUCCCUGCUAUAGUCAAAUGCAUGGCGGAUGGCCGCAACCAUGUGCCGUGCUGCGUGCAGGAGCGAGUGCCGGACAUCUGCCAGGAUGUGUGUCGCGGAGAGUUCACACCCGUUACUGACAACAUCAAGACUCAUUACUCCUGCGCCACUUACAUGGAGAAGACGCUAGCCUGCAUCGUCGAGGGUAUUGAACUGCUGCCAAGUCCACCAGAAGAUGUGGAAGUUGAGCCGCUCAACGAGAAACAACUGAACGUAUCGUGGAGCCCGCCCGUAGAGAACUCAGAUACGGUCACAGAGUAUAUAGUCAAUGUGACCACUCUGCGCUCAUUCGAUGCCCAUCUCAUAGACCCCUCUGAGAGUUCGAUAAAGAGUAACGAGACAAAAACCAGCCAGUCGAUGGCGUAUAAAGUUCAAGCGAAUAAAACCUCCUUUAUCGUGAACGACUUGCUUCCAUUCACGAUGUAUGAGGUCACAGUGACCUCGUUCAAUAUUCACGGCUCCAGUCUACCGAGCUACAGUGUAAGAUCACUAACCCUGACUCCCGGCAAGAUGAAGACCACGCAAGUAGCACCAGCCCCCAAGCUGCCUGACGUCAGAGGGUGCUGCAUCUCAGCGGGGGUCAAUCAUUACGGCUGUGUAGAGAAGCUAUGCGACCCCACAAAGACGUAUGAAAUUGAUCUGCAGGUGACAGACCUGAUGAUCUGCGCGCCCUGGGCCGGCGCCACCUUCGGCUGCCUCGCCAACGGCAUGGACCACACGCCGUGCUGCCGCGCGCGCGGCCUGCCCGCGCCCUGCCUGCCGCUCUGCAGCGGGAACAUCACCACACUAGACUUCAAUCACUUCAAGUGCCUCCGCUAUAUGAGCUCGUACACGAACUGCCUGCUGCAAGGGUACGGCGUGCUGCCGGGCGCGCCCACCAGGCUGCACCUCACCAACAUCGACACGGACUACGCCGUGGUGCACUGGGCGCCGCCCGCCGCGCUGCCCGACACCGUGCAGCACUACAACCUGCACUACAAGGCACUCGCGCUUGAAGACGACUACACCAUACUCAAGAAGGUUCAUUCCCCUUACAUCCUGGAGAAUUUGGAGUCAAACAGCGAUUACGAGAUCUACGUAGAAGCAGUCAACGAACACGGAGUUGGCGACGCCUCGCCUAGGCUGAUAUUCAGGACUCAGAGUCAGGUGUUAGAAGAGGAGGAGAUAUCGGCGAACGCGUACAACGUGAGCGCGUGCUGCGAGCGCGUGUCGCUGGCGGGCGUGUGCAUGCCGCUGUGCUCCUACGACGCCAAGAUGUCGGACCUGCGCACGUUGGCGCCGCUCUGCGCGCAGGAGUUCCACAAGCUGCUGCGCUGCGGCGCUGGAGGUCGCAACCACGAGGAGUGCUGCGCGCGGCGCGGCGUGCCCGCGCACUGCCGCGGCGUCUGCGCGUCGGCUCACGCGGGCGGCGUCAACGUCUGCGUGCCCUACAUCGGCAACAUCGUGCAGUGCUUCGAAGAGGGCACGGGGCUGCUGCCGGGCCCGCCGCGCGAGCUGCACGCGGUGGUGUCGGGCGAGGGCAAGCUGUUCCUGGAGUGGGCUCCGCCGGCGGACGGCGCCAACGCCACCGCCUACACCGUGCACUGGCAGCAAGUCGGCAACAACUCGCAGCCUUACUACUACAACACGCUGCAAUUGGACAAUAAACUGAACGUGAGCGAGCCGAUGGCGCGGAUCGUGGACCUGGAGCCGAACGCGACGUACCACGUGUUCGUGGUGGCGGCCAACCAGCACGGCUCCUCGCUGCCCUCCAGCAUGCUGCUGCUCAACAUCACCGACAAAGAUUCAGAGAAGGAGGUGUCUGGUAUCCCGUCGCCGCCGCACUCGCUGGCGGUGUCCUCGCACUCCGCCACGUGGCUGACGCUGUCGUGGCAGCCGCCGCAGUUCUCUCUGCCAGACGAGAAGAUUACCUACACAUUAUUCUACAAGUCGCCGAGCCAGCUCGGGUCCGGCAACGUGACGCGCGUGGAGACGACGGUGCCGGGACACACGCUGGAGAAGCUCUCCCCCAACACGCAGUACGUGGUGUGGGUGACCGCGCACGCCGCCGCCGGCGACUCGCUGCCCUCCGAGACACUGCUCGCCUGGACGGACCCUGCCUACCCCGCAUACGUUGAACCACCGACAGUGAACCCGGUGAACCUCGUGGUAGAAGGUUCCAGUAUGACGAUACUCUGCAUCGCCAUGGGCACGCCCACGCCCACCAUCUCGCUCUACAUAUCUGGGCGCUUGGUGCGGCAAGAGGUGACGCGCCACAUGGUGACCGUGAUCCACAACGUGACGCGGGACAUGGACCAGAUCUCGUGCUACGCGGACAACGGCUACGGCACGCCCAUGCAGGCCUCCAGGAAGAUCAACAUAUCUCAUGUGCCAACAAUCCAAGCAUCAGGUAUAACGAUGGCGGCGGCCGGAGACUCCGUGAUCCUGGAGUGUCGUGUGGAGGCGCUGCCGAAGCCCACCAUCGCCUUCUGGAGGGACCCCAACGGCAGGACCCCGGUUAUUGAUGGACCUAACUACACUAUACAAUUACUUGCUGACCCUGAAGAUCAAACGAAGUACACAAUGCGUUUAAUAAUAAAGAAGAUAUCAGAGUCUGACGAGGCGGACUACUUCUGCCACGCGGAGAACGCGUUCGGCAAAACGCUGCGGCCCGUGUCCGUGCGCCUGCGACACGCCGCGCCGCAGCACAACGUCACACACUGCUGCACGCAGAUGAACGUGUCGUCAGCGUGCAUAGACGCGUGCAGCUUCCACCUCGACAUGGACAACAUCAUGGACCGGCCUGAAUGUCUCGACGACUUCGAAAAGCUCAUGAAGUGCGCCGCUGAUGGAUCCGACCACCGCGGGUGCUGCGCGUCGUGGGGCGUGCCGCGCUCCUGCCUGGAGCUGUGCCGCGGCGGCGCGGUGGCGCGCUCCUGCGCGCUGCAGCUCGCCUGCUUCAGGGACGCCGGCGCGCGCUUGCCGGGCCCGCCCAGGGAGCUGCGCGCGCACGCCGCGCCCACUCCGCACGCUGUGCUACUUAGCUGGGAGCCGCCGCUGAAGAACCCGCAGACGGUGUACCUGUACCGCGUGUUCUGGCGCGCGUACGGCGCCAAGGUGCCGGAGAAGCUGGACACCAGCGAGACCAGCGUCGUGCUGACCGGCCUGCGCGAUGACGUCAGAUACGAGUGCGUCGUCAAAGCCGCCAAUGACGUCGGCACGUCGUCGCUGAGCGCACCCAUCAUGUUCACGACGGCGGGAGAGGAACCUGGGGCAGGGGCGGGCGCGGCGGCGGCGCCGGUGGCGGGCGGCGCGGCCUCCGCAGUCGGCGCCGCGCUCGCCUGCGUGCUGCUCGCCGCGCUGCUGCUCGCCGCAGGAUUCUACUACCGACAUAGGAAGAAUUUAAGACUCAAAACGCAAGGAGGAGUUGCGUUUGAAAAUCCAAGUUACCUCAGAGAAACUAAUACUGAUACAUUAGGAAAUGGUACUGUGGCGAACGGCAGCGCGAGCAAUGGCGGCGCGCCGGGGCUGGGCGUGUCGAGCAGCGCGGCGUGGCGGCAGGAGACGCUGCAGCAGGCGGGGCGGGAGAUGGGGCGGGAGGGGGGCCGCGAGGUGGAGCCCACGCUGUACGAGGAGCUGAAGCUGGGGCAGGACGGCGCGGGCUUCAAGCGGCUAAAGCCAUAGCCCGCGGCGCGCUCGACGCUCCGCUCGCCGAGCGGCUCGCCGAGCACUUCGCCGCGCCGCUCGCCGCACCGCUCGCCGCGCUUCUCCUCGCCCCGCGUCGCGCCCAAGUACUGAACUCUGUGUGCUCUCUUCUUCAUAAAAAGUGACUGAUUUCUAUCCUUCAUCAAACAAUGUGAAUAAUUACAAAAUAUGUACGUAGUUUAUACAAUUAUGAAGUAACAACUUUUUUAGAGAACCAUAGAUCGUUUUAAAGUAAAAUGUGUGUAAAUAUUAUAAAACAGUAAUGUAAUUUUGAUUCGUUUAAAAAAGUACUUAUUAAAAAUGAUAGGAAGAAAUCAGUUGCACAAAAAAAAGAGUGGCAAAACCCAAAUACAAACGAACCGUUCUAUUUUCCAAAUAUUUGUACGGUUAAAUAAAGUGUGCAAUAAAAAACAAAAAGCAGAACACAAAGUGUAAUGGACGCAAGCGGCGCGGCCGCAGCGGAGUGUUAGAUAAAUAAAAAAAAUAACUUAUAAUAAUAUUUCCAGAUGAUGUAACACUUUAUGUGAUGAAAACCAAAAAAAUAUAUAAGAUCUAUUUCCGAUACUUUAUGUAAAUAAAUAAUAUUGAUUGCAGCGGAGAAUAAAAA